AUGGCAUCCGCAUCUGCAACACCACCCAUUUCCUACACACGACUAAAGCAGAUCGCGAACGAUGCUUGCCAGAGUGCUUUGGGAAGCGCAGAUUUCUAUGAGCACUCCAAGACGGAGACGUGGAACACAACCAUUAUUAACUCCAUCUUGCGAUCCCUGAUCUCGGAAUCCUCCCCCCCUGGAGGUACUCCAUCGUUCAAAUACGCCGUGAACAGCACCAUCAUCCAACACCUCGUCCCAACCUCUUCCCUCAACAAAGCCAAGGCCAUGCAAGAAAGCACCGCACCCAAGCCAGAGGCCACCGAUGCUACGAUUUCAACGAGCGAUGCGAAGAACGGGGCUACAGGAACUGACGGGAAACCACAUGUUGGACGGAGAGGAAUGCAUAGUGCGACUGGAGCAUACUGGAACGAGAAGACCGACGGGAUGUGGAGCUUCAAAUACGAGGGAGGAGAGAACAAGGGGCUGGACGUUGUGAUCAGUGUGAUCUGGAUUUCGAUAUAG
This is a messenger RNA of Drepanopeziza brunnea f. sp. 'multigermtubi' MB_m1, 504 nucleotides long. RefSeq lists its product as uncharacterized. The record is from RefSeq and is a predicted model, not a curated record. Gene Ontology annotation, biological process: microtubule-based movement. Gene Ontology annotation, molecular function: dynein intermediate chain binding. Gene Ontology annotation, cellular component: cytoplasm; cytoplasmic dynein complex. NCBI's taxonomy places the organism in Eukaryota, Fungi, Ascomycota, Leotiomycetes, Helotiales, Drepanopezizaceae.